Messenger RNA from Eremothecium sinecaudum, 1482 nucleotides. It is a transcript of the gene FMO1, whose product is annotated as N,N-dimethylaniline monooxygenase. The coding region runs from base 1 to 1482 and encodes 493 amino acids. Lineage: Eukaryota; Fungi; Ascomycota; Saccharomycetes; Saccharomycetales; Saccharomycetaceae. The transcript has a single exon. The record is from RefSeq and is a predicted model, not a curated record. Gene Ontology annotation, molecular function: N,N-dimethylaniline monooxygenase activity; flavin adenine dinucleotide binding; NADP binding.
AUGACGGUCCUGAAAGAUAUAAAAAGUGUAGCGGUAAUUGGUGCAGGUCCGGUGGGGGUAGCAUUCGCUAAGGCUUUAAUAAAAGAGAAACGUUUUGAUCAUAUUCAAGUGUUCGAAAGAUCAUCUAAUUUUGGAGGCCUAUGGAAUUAUACUAAACCACUUUUUAAGAAUAAUCCACAAACUUCCCUUCCUUCUAUACCUUCUGUUUCUCCUAAUGUUAGAGAAGAACGUCAGGUGUAUAAAGGUAGGGUGUCCUUCCAAACUCCUGCAUAUAAGUAUCUGACUACAAACACUCCGAAAAACUUUAUAGAAUAUAAUGGUUACAGCUUUCCAGCGGAUACGCCAUUAUUUCCCACACGCCAACAUGUAUUUGAAUAUAUGGUGCAGUUUGCGAACACAAUUGAUUCUUAUGUCAACUUUAACUCAGAAUUGGUAAGCUUGCAGUUCCUCGAUGAUGCUAAGCAGUACGAAUUGCACAUUAAAGAUUCAGUAAAGUCAACAUCUAGUAUAUAUCAUUUUGAUGCGGUAGUUCUGGCAGUGGGAUUUCACAAUAUACCUUAUGUUCCCAAUAUAGAAGGCGUCUCUGAGUGGAACGAUAGGUUUCCGGGGUCAAUCUCUCAUAGCAAGGACUUUGACCAACCACAGGAUUUCUUGGAUUCACACGGAAACAUACUUGUGAUUGGAAACUCUGCUUCAGGAGUAGAUGUGGCAUACGAGUUGGCGACUUGUCUCAAUAGGCCAAUAUAUAAAUCGAAACGGUCAGAGCCGCAAUUACCGGGUGCUACAGACCCCAAUAUAAAGGAUUUCCCAAAUGUGAAGAAGUUUGACCCUGCAAAUAAGACUGUGGAAUUUGUCGAUGGCCAGAAGUUGUCUAAUGUAGAAAAGGUUAUCUUCUGCACCGGUUAUCUCAAAUCAAUGUCUUUCCUGCCACAACCUACUGAAUCUCAUGGACAUGGUAAUCAAAUCUUAAGUCGUUUAAUCUCUAAUGGAUCCCGAGUCGAAAAUUUAUACAAUCAUAUGCUUCCAAUAGGACUACCUUCUCUUGCCAUUGCAGGCCUGCCUAAGUAUGUUCUUCCAGUCAGAUUAGCGGAAUCACAGGCUGCAUGGAUAACAAGAAUUUGGAGCGGCCGUAUUCCUGUCCCAUCGGAAAGUAUACAACGUAAGUAUGAUCUUUGGUGUGCAGAGAAUAACGGAGAAGGUACGAACUAUCACGUUCUAUCAUUUCCAAAAGACGUACAGUAUUGUAUGAGACUGAAUAAAGAUGUACGCCAUGCAGGUUACGGUGGAUAUUUUGGUGUCGAAUGGCGAGGUAAUGAUAUAAAACUGAGAUCCGCUAUGAAAGCAGUGAAGAUUUCAUACUUUAAAUAUCAACAAAACACUGGUAAAUGUGCUACCUCUCUUAAAGAGCUUGAAGACAGCGGCUACUUUGAGUGGCCUGCAGAUGCAAUAUCUUGUGUCCAAGUUCCGACAUUUGCACCAUAA